AUGACUGAAAAACCCUUAAUCCCUUUGGUAUGUGGGAUUGCAAAAAUACAUAAGGAUGUUAAUGACACCCCCCCUUUAAGGCUUAUUGUUGCUGCAGAUUCCACAGAGUGCUUCAAAUGUCAGGAUGAUUUCUGGCCUAAUGAAAGACACGACACUUGUCUUGUUAAAUCUGUGAACUUCCUGUCCUAUGAAGAGACACUGGGUGUGGUUUUAAUCUGUGCAGUUAUAUUUAGUGCACCAAUUCCUACUGGCAUCCUUGUUAUUUUUCUAAAGAAAAGGGACACACCAAUUGUGAAAGCCAACAAUCGUGAACUGAGCUACCUUCUCCUGUGUUCACUUGUCCUUUGCUUUCUCUGUCCUUUAAUUUUUAUUGGCUAUCCCAAUCAAUUAAUGUGUAUGUUCCAACAAGCAGUGUUUGGUAUCAUUUUUACACUGUGUGUCUCUUGUAUCUUGGCAAAAACCAUAAUGGUUGUCAUUGCAUUCAGAGCUGCAAGACCAGGCAACAACCUAAAAAAAUGGGUUGGCACAAGGGUACCAAAUUCUGUGGUCCUCAUCUGUACAUUAGGUCAGAGCCUGAUCUGUAUCAUUUGGAUAAGUAUAUCACCUCCAUUUCCAGAAAAAAACAUGACAUUACAACUAGGAGUGAUAAUAAUACAGUGCAAUGAAGGAUCACUCAUCGCAUUCUGGUGCAUGAUGGGAUACAUGGGUCUUCUGGCUAGUAUCAGCUUCAUAGUAGCAUUUCUAUCAAGAAAGCUACCAGACAGUUUUAAUGAGGCAAAAUACAUCACUUUUAGUAUGCUUAUAUUUGUAAGUGUUUGGCUAUCAUUCAUUCCUGCUUACCUUAGCACUCGUGGGAAGUAUAUGGUUGCAGUAGAAAUAUUUGCUAUUUUAUGCUCCAGUCUAGGUUUGCUGUCAUGCUUAUUUUUCCCAAAGUGUUACAUAAUACUUCUAAGGAGCGCGAGAAAUACUAAGGAAUUUGUAAUGGGGAAAAAUGAUUCAAGUAGUAAAAAAAGUUGA
Molecule: messenger RNA, 1017 nt
Organism: Protopterus annectens (West African lungfish)
Lineage: Eukaryota; Metazoa; Chordata; Ceratodontiformes; Protopteridae
Product: vomeronasal type-2 receptor 26-like
Exons: 2
Coding region: 1-1017 (338 amino acids)
Biological process (GO): G protein-coupled receptor signaling pathway
Cellular component (GO): membrane
Molecular function (GO): G protein-coupled receptor activity
Source: RefSeq, a predicted model, not a curated record